Talpa occidentalis (Iberian mole) is the source of this 2952-nucleotide messenger RNA. It is a transcript of the gene RMI1, whose product is annotated as RecQ mediated genome instability 1. The record is from RefSeq and is a predicted model, not a curated record. The transcript is spliced from 4 exons. NCBI's taxonomy places the organism in Eukaryota, Metazoa, Chordata, Mammalia, Eulipotyphla, Talpidae. Bases 349 to 2223 code for a protein of 624 amino acids. Gene Ontology annotation, molecular function: nucleotide binding. Gene Ontology annotation, biological process: double-strand break repair via homologous recombination; resolution of meiotic recombination intermediates. Gene Ontology annotation, cellular component: RecQ family helicase-topoisomerase III complex; nuclear body.
GGCCGGGCGUCUCUGCAGGGCUCACCGAGCGGAGGACACCUUUCCUACCUCUCGUCGCAUUCUUUGAGCCACGGGCGCCGGUGAUAGGAAUUUUUGUUAGUGUCGCUGCAUUUGAUCGUUGAGAAGUUUCUGGAAGAAUUGCAUUGAUCGGAAAUGAAUAUAUGGGUCCUGUAUUAAUGAUGCUUUCUUUCAAGCCGGUGUUUUAGUUGCCUCCGUCCUAUUCCGCCUUGACUAUUCGUAAUGAGUGAUGAGCAGGGAUGCCAAGUCUGUCUCAAACAUAGCUGGAUUUUGGUAUAUUUGAGAUUAUCUUUUAAAGGGUAAUAGAUGCGUAGUAUUUACUAAAAAGAAAUGAGUAUAACUAGUAUUGCAUUGAGAGUUGAGACGUGGCUUUUAGCUACAUGGCAUGUGAAAGUUCCUCUAACGUGGCUGGAAGCUUGUAUUAACUGGAUCCAAGAAGAAAAUGAUAAUAUACAAAUGAAUCAGGCACAAAUGAAUAAACAAGUGUUUGAGCAAUGGCUCCUUACUGAUCUAAGAGAUUUGGAGUAUCCUCUUUUACCUGAUGGCAUUUUGGAAGUUCCAAAAGGAGAACUGAAUGGGUUUUUUGCGCUGCAGAUUAAUUCACUGGUCGAUGUAAGUCAACCUGCAUAUUCCCAGAUACAAAAGUUGAGAGGAAAGAAUACAACGAAUGACCUAAUUACAGCUGAUAUACAAGUAACCCAAAAACCUUGGGAAGCAAAACCUUCACGAAUGUUGAUGUUACAGCUAACUGAUGGAGUUGUACAAAUGCAGGGAAUGGAAUAUCAGUCUAUUCCAGGUCUUCAUUGUAAUCUUCCUCCAGGUACAAAAAUUUUGAUUUAUGGAAAUAUUUCUUUCCGACUUGGUGUUCUCUUACUGAAACCAGAAAAUGUGAAGGUAUUGGGAGGAGAAGUAGAUGCUCUUUUAGAGGACUAUGCCCAAGAAAAAAUACUUGCAAGAUUAAUUGGGGAGCCUGAUCCCAUAGUUUCAGUCAUACCAAGUAUUUCUAACCAAAGCAUCUCCAGAAAUGCAGAUGUUCUAGAUCCUGCGUUGGGGCCUUCUGAUGAAGAACUCUUGGCAAGUCUUGAAGAAAAUGAUGAGCUUGCAGCAAAUAAUGAUGCCUCUUUGGAAAGAUACUGCAGCAUAGGUAGUGCCUCAAAUACUGUUCCCCCAAAAGAGUCAGGUGUUGAGCGAGGAUUUGUUAUUUCUCCAAUACCAAUGAAGAAACUACCAAAUCAGUGUAUGCAGUUCACUGAUGGGGAAUUAGAUGACUUUUCUCUGGAAGAGGCCUUGCUUUUAGAAGAAACUGUUCAGAAAGAACAAAUGGAGACCAAAGAAUUGCAGCCUUUGACUUUAAACAGAAACACAGAUGCAAAUAUAGAGAGAUUUUCAUGUAAACCUAAUACUCUGAAUAAUGUUUCUUUGUUUUGCAAAAAUGGAAGUGAUAAUGGGAAGGAGAAAAUAUCUGAACAAAUGUCUCAUGAAGACAACUCUUUUAGUUGUCCAACUGCUGGAGACCAAAACAGUGUUUUUUCACUUCAUAAUGUGCCUCCAUCUUAUGAUUUUAUAAACAAAGAUAAGAACUCAGAGAUAGAUAAUAAAAUAAAACAAGCCAUCAACAUUUCAGAUGGACAGUCCUUAAAAAAUGAAAGACUAAAUAGAGAGUUGAUCAAUUAUGUUCCAAAAAGCAGUUUACAAGUUUCUAAUGAAAGUGAUCCCAAUUUACAGACUUGUUCUUUAAGAUCAUCAGAGAAUAGCACUAAUCAUUCUAUCGCCAUGGAUUUAUAUUCUCCACCGUUUACGUAUUUGUCUGUUUUAAUGGCUAACAAGCCAAAAGAAGUAACAACGGUGACAGUCAAAGCUUUCAUUGUAACCUUAACUGGAAAUCUCUCAAGUUCUGGUGGCAUUUGGAGUAUAACAGCAAAAAUUUCUGAUGGUACUGCAUAUCUAGAUGUAGAUUUUGUAGAUGAAAUACUUACUAGUCUGAUAGGGUUUUCAGUAUCAGAAAUGAAACAGUUAAAAAAGAACCCUCUUCAAUACCAGAAGUUUCUGGAGGGUUUGCAGAAAUGUCAAAGAGAUCUAAUAGAUUUGUGCUGUCUAAUGACUAUUUCAUUCAAUCCCUCCUUGUCUAAAGCAAUGGUAUUGGCAUUACAGGAUGUGAAUGCGGAACACCUUGAGAAUCUGAAGAAGAGAUUGAAUAGUUUAUAAAAACUGUAAGAAAACAAAACAGGAAACAUUUAGAACUAAAUUUGUUAUUUUGUUUUUGAAACUUUGUAAUUGGGGAAAGGGAGGUUUUAUAACUUUUAGUUUAAAAAGUUUACUUGUGUUUGUGUAUUUAGAUUUUUUUAAACAAAUUAACUUUGGUAGUACCUGUUGCAAGAAAGAAUUUGGUGAGCCACUAUUACUGAGAAAUUCGUUCACCUCUUGUCAUUCACAUUAAAUAAUUGCUAAAGCAUUGUAUUGGUGUUUACUGAUGGAUCAUAUAGUGAGUCAUUGUUGAAAUGUUAAUAAUUAUUAAUGUAUUCAGGUGCAGAUUGCUUUGCUGGUUUUUAUUUUGCUGAUUGUAAAUAUUUGCCUAAUGCAUUUAAGGCAGAUAUUCUAUUACCUAGAUACCAUUUCAGAGAUUGUAUUAAGUGGUUAAAAACCUUAUUUUUCAAGGAUAAUUUAUUUUAAAUGGCAUAUUUAAAACAUUAAACUCUAGUAAAUAUUUCAUUUGGGCGGGUUAAAAAUAGGUAUUUAUCCCUGUCUUUAGGUAUUAUAUCCCUUUCUGAGCUAGCUACAUAUAAACCCACUUAGUUUUGUUGGAAAUGCUGAUUUUAUUUUUUUAAGGAAGACUGCCACUUUUCCACUUUGUAUUAAGAAGCUAUGAUUGAGAGGUAAAAUUAUUUUCAUUAAAUUUUGUAUUUAAGAAACCUAAAUUGAAGUAGUCUUAAAUUU